CGAUUCUCUCACACUCGUUAUCGGCAUCCUGUGGAUGCCACCAGCUUUUUUUUUUUUUGGCGACAACCCAGCAUUGAUUUAUUUCCCUCUACAGUUUCUACAGGUCAACAAACAGUUUAUCUCGAAAAUCGUUAUAUCCCAAUGGCAAAUGAGGGCAAUUCCACAACAACCCAACCAGCACCAUCCGCAGACGACAUCGACGAUCUAUUCGACUACGAUGUUGGCUUAGAUGGGAUUCUGCAAGAAAUCCAGACCAACUCAAGUAACAUCAAUGCACCAAACCCAAACCCACCGGCUGCCCAGGACAACUCGGGAGUAGUCCUAGGACUGGAUGAGGAGGUCAAAGUUGCCAAAAAGCGCCAGCCCGUUGCGAAACUCGAUGAAAGCAGAUUACUCUCACAGGCCGGGAUCCCCAAAUUGCGCCGCUCUGCAAAACAAAAGUUAAAGUUCAAGGGAAAAGGCCACGAGUUCUCCGACCUAGCGCGGCUACUCAACUUCUACCAACUGUGGCUUGACGACCUGUUUCCUCGCGCCAAGUUCGCCGAUGGCCUAACCAUCCUCGAAAGACUCGGUCAUUCCAAACGGAUACAGAUAAUGCGACGGGAAUGGAUCGACGAGGAAAAGCCCAAGAUGGGAGAUGGCGAGAUCCCGGAUCGCUCGCGAUUCGGCCAGCAAAGCAACAACAACAACAACAACAACAACAACGAUAAUGAUAAUGACCUUACAACCCACGACGUUACAAUGACAGAAAACAACCAUGAAUCCGGUCCCAGCAGCGAGUCGGUGAAGGUUGAGUACUCCCGAGAAACAGAUGGUAUAGACAAUGACGAUGACGAUGACGACUUGUUUAUAUCGGACAGAAACGCGCAGAGUCGCUUAACUGCGAAUCAAAGCGCUCCUCCUCAGGAUGACGAGUUUGACGAGUUAGAUGCUUUACUGAGGGAACAAGAAGAUCAAAUAACUGGUGGAGAGAACCCUUCCGCUGCGAUUGAGCACGAUCCAUUUGAAACAGCAAGUCAUGCGGAUGAGCUCGAGGCCAUGGAAGGGAUGGGCCUGUUUGGGGAUACACCCUCCUAGAAAUUACAUCAAGGCCCAUUCACUUUACUGGUGAUUUGAACAAAUCUGUUAUACUCCAUAAUAAUAAAACUUAUUCUGUAAUUGUUGAAAGAUCACUGAUCAACCCUGGGAAGGGAGGGAAAAAAAAAUUAUAUGCAUGCAUUUUGUGCAUUCCUAGCCAUUGCCCAUGCGAAAAAAAAAAAGAAGAGAGAAAAGGAAGAGGGAG
Molecule: messenger RNA, 1282 nt
Organism: Aspergillus ochraceoroseus IBT 24754
Lineage: Eukaryota; Fungi; Ascomycota; Eurotiomycetes; Eurotiales; Aspergillaceae
Product: Chromosome segregation in meiosis protein 3
Exons: 3
Coding region: 142-1077 (311 amino acids)
Biological process (GO): DNA replication checkpoint signaling; replication fork arrest; replication fork processing
Cellular component (GO): replication fork protection complex; nucleus
Molecular function (GO): DNA binding
Source: RefSeq, a predicted model, not a curated record